Molecule: messenger RNA, 2199 nt
Organism: Frieseomelitta varia
Lineage: Eukaryota; Metazoa; Arthropoda; Insecta; Hymenoptera; Apidae
Product: dynein regulatory complex subunit 2
Exons: 6
Coding region: 533-1690 (385 amino acids)
Biological process (GO): regulation of cilium movement; axonemal dynein complex assembly; cilium-dependent cell motility
Cellular component (GO): axoneme; axonemal dynein complex
Source: RefSeq, a predicted model, not a curated record
AUGAAAGAAAAAGUUUAAUGAAACAAUGGUAGCGCGUGUCCGUGUGUACAUGUAUAAAAACAGCGUCAAUUGAUCCGUACAUCAAAUAAUGUAUGUAUGUUACGUCUGUUGAUACGUAACACUGUGUCGCGCUUUUAACCGUGAAUGUCGCAAGUUUAACGAACAGUCGUCGAAUAAUAAUGAAUCCGGUCGCAUCAUUUUCGAUUUACUUACAUUUUCGUCAGAUGUCGAUCGUUCAAUGAAUUAGGAAAAUUUAAUUUUCAUUCAAAUGACAAUACUCGUCGUGGGACGAAAACGUGGGAUACGAUAAAGCAUCAAAUAUCAGAUGUACUAUUCUGUUGUUUGACAAUGAACGACAAAAGAAAACCGAUAAUAUUCGCGAGUGAUAUUCGCGAUUGAUCGAAAGAACAGAGUCAUAUGUUUACAGAAUGAAAAUCGAAUCGACAGGAAUAUAGCCUAAUCCGUAGAAGAAGGUAAGAAAAGGAAAAAUUCUCAGAAAGGUAAAGUUGGGGAUAAAAAUUUAAGCGAUGAGAUGGCUCCUAAACUGAAACGAAAAACAAGGAACAAAUUAAUCCGUAAAGACAACAACAACAAAUUAUCCAUGCAAAAUGUCAAACGAGAAAAAUUGUUCCACGAACUGAAGUUCAGCGCUUUGAAUACGGAACGCAAUCAACGUUUUUGGAGAGAAACGCUUAUACGCGUAAAAAUGCCGGAUGUCUGGAGAAAGAUCGAUGUAACUUGGCAGACUUUGGAACAUGCCAUUGACUUCAAGGACUACAGCAUCAGUUUAUUAUUGGAUAGUCUGCAAGAAGCUCAAAAUCAACAUCGGACAAUAAACGGCGCUCAUGUAGAAUUAAUCGAUAAAUCAUUGGAGGCACACGAAACUCGACUAGCAGACGUCAAUACGCUCUUUUAUGGAAAUGUUAAAACAGUGUUGGCUGAUAAAAUUUCUCAAUUUGAAAAUAUUAAUUAUUAUCGAAAUAAAAAAGAAAUUGCUUUGCGAAAAAUUAACUUGCUCGUAAGUCAUCGAGGUGAAAAUGCAUCAAAUAUCGCAAGAAGUACUGCGAUUAGUAAAAUCAACGCAUUUAUGGAGGAUGGUGACAACGAAAAAAGAAUAAUUAUAACGCAACUUCAAAAAAAAUUAGAGAAUUUAUGGACCGGUUUGCGCAACAUUUUUUCCGAUUAUCGUAAAAAUACGGAAGAUCGACGAAAAGAUUACGAGAUCAUCAAGAAAAAGGAUCAGAUUGAUCAACAAAUGAUAACUCGACAAUACAUGCGUAUCGCGAUUCUCUUUGAUAGGAUUAUGAAAUUUCGUAGUAAGAUUAAUUCUUACAAAAAAGAAUCGAUGAUUGAGCUACGAGAAAUUACAAGAGAAUCAAAUUUCUUCCACAAUAUUUAUCGAGAAACGAACGAACGUUUCAUUUUUGGUUGUAAAAAAGAUAAACAUAAAACAACGACAAUGUCCAAGGAAUAUAAUCGUGGUGUAAAACACAUGAGAGGUUUGUUGAUUAAAGCAGAACGUAUACUCGGUUAUAUGCAAAUCUGUCGAAAAUACGAGACACAGGAUGAAAAAAUACUUCCAAUGAUCGAUAAUCAUCCCAUGAGAUUAUCAAUAACCGAUGACAACGAUGUCCUUCCACUUCAAACAGUUACAACUCAGUUCACUCCUAUUCACAUACGCAUGAUAUAAUACAUUAUACGCAUUUUAGUUAUAACCAUUCUCACGGUAAUUUUUUUUUUUUUUUUUUUUUUAGGUUGUAAAAGACUUUCAACAUACCAUUAACUUUUGGCGUAGAAUAGGUUUCACGCAAAUAAUCACGACCGAACUACGUGGCGAAAAAAAUCAGUUAAUAAUACAAGCGAAUAAUUUGCGAAAAUUGGUGAAACGCUGUCUUAUCGAUGACACAGGUUCGACAUGCUUUGACACGUAUAUAUCGACAGAUUAUAACACAAGAUCUACUAAAAAUUGAUUUUUAUUAUCAUCAAGUACAACUGAGUUAUACACCAUCGAAAAUGACGUGACUAUAUUUGUUUUCAAUGGUACUUUACGCAUACAUGAAAUCUUAAAUCGAAAAAAGAAUCAAAAAUGCAAUAAUCGGAGGAUUUCGCAAUUUCUUAUGCAUUAUUGUAACAGGUAUAUCGCGUACUGAUAAACAUGAAAUGCAAGUUAUUUUGAACAAAUAAAAUUGUUCAUGGCAA